GAUUUAUCGAUAUGGCAAGCACAUUCACGACCGCGAGAGCACCGUCGAGCCCAAUGUCGCUGCAACAUUGUCACUUUCGUUCGUAAGUUCAGGUGUAAGACCUUAAAGAGCGUGAGGUUGGUUGGGGCGAGAGGGGGCGACAUGCUGCUACGACCAGAGCCAUGACAUCUGCAGUCGCAUCUGCCAUUCGACCUGGGCUACGCGAUAGACAGCAAUCCGGCUCUCCACAUACUCCUAGUCGAUACAUAUCCUCCGUCCAGUCUUCGCCAGGCUCGUCCUUCUUCCGCGCGGAGGAAGACCCGAUUAUCAUCGAACUCGAUCCGCGUGGACUCAGCGCAGGCUUUCAAGGAGAGAGCGGGCCUCAAUGCACGAUCCUCUUUACUCCGCAGACUUCCAGACGGGUCGGCGACCACCGCACGUAUCUGCCAGACUACAAGAGGCGGAAGGAUGACCUCCAACCCAGGAGCAAUGACUUCGAACUAUGGAGAAGUGAUGUCAAAGAUUUGGAUCUAGGUCUGCUGGAAGACAAGCUAGAACGAGCAGUACGGGAGGCAUAUAACAAACAUCUGCUGGUCGAUGCUGGAUUGGCCCGUCUGAUCCUGGUCUUGCCGUCCCUUGUGCCGCAUCCUGUGCUAUCGACGGUCCUUACGCUCUUGUUUGAGCGAUGGAAGUUUGCGUCUAUCACUCUUCUGCCCUCGCCCACCAUGACAGUUGUUGCGGCAGGCUUGCGUUCAGGGUUGGUUGUCGAUGUCGGUUGGGAGGAGACAACCAUCACCGCCAUCUACGAAUAUCGAGAGAUCCUGGUUCAACGCACCGUUCGUGCCAUGAGGGCACUCACUUUGAAGGUCGGGGCACUUCUGGAAGAGAUCAGGAAACAGCAAGAUGCAUCCAUUGGAGACUCCCUAGUCUUGGAUUUUGACUUCGUGGAGGAGUUCAUCGACCGUACUGGGACAUGUCAUGGACUUUUACCAGAUUCAGAAGAUGACUUGACUGCAAAAACAGACGCCUUGGACCUUGAUGAUCACCCAGCCGACAAUACCACGAAUGCACCAGCUACUGAUAUCGUGAUCGAGUGGCCUACUCUCACAUCAACUCGCCCUGUGUCAAUUUCUCGAGCAGCACUGCAAGAUGCUUGUCGCCGAACUCUCGUAGGAACGACAGAUGAAGACCAACUGGACGACCACGAACACUCCAUCAGUCAGGUGCUCUACCGAGCUCUUCUCUUUGUCUCAGCAGAUGUACGCAGCCUCUGUAUGUCUAGGAUCGUCUUCUCUGGGCGUGGGCUGAGAAUUGCUGGUCUACCAAAGUCCAUCCUUGACAGAACCAAUAACAUCAUCGAAGAAUAUGGCUGGACCGCUGUUCGGGGCAAAAACUUCAAUUCUAAAAGAAAUGGACUGAAAGAGCUUGCUCGGGCCAGAGCUGAGCCAGUGGAUGCCCGACAUGACACCACACGACCUGGCGUCGGUGAUUUUGUGGAGGAGAGACUUCACAAACAAAAGUCAAAAGACACGAACCCUUCAAUAUUGGCGAGCCUUCGACAGGUGGACACUUUGGGACCUUGGGCUGGAGCAAGCCUUGUGUCCAGCCUGAGAGUAAGGCCGUUUGUUGAGAUCGAGAGGGAGAAGUUCCUUUCCCAUGGUCUGGCAGGGGCACAUCGUGAUCUGGAUUUACCCGUUACUUCUCAACGACCAGCGGCCGCAAAGCAAGGCGAACGGACGAGCUGGACUCUGGCUGGUUGGGGCUGAUCAGCAGGAUAUAAGCACAGUGCCUGCAAUAACCACCUUCUCCUGUAAGCCUACAAUCUCAACGGCUGGGUGUGAGCUCAGAAUGCCACCGUCCGUGAGAACAAGAAUUAGGAGAGUUUCUCGUUGUGCUCGUUGUGGUCUCAUUGCCGCGGCGAUGUGCCUGACUUGAGAAUCCAUGCACUAAAUAGGUCACCUCAUUCGCUCUGCACAUAUUCUACCCCUGGCCCCAUCUUGUACCUAUGGCAUCCUUGGAUCAUUGUGUUCAUCUCAAUUGUUUGCACCUCACAGCAGGAUGGCACGUGACAAAGGACAAACCUCUCACAUGGGCAACAUUGUCAU
This is a messenger RNA of Exophiala viscosa, 2084 nucleotides long. RefSeq lists its product as uncharacterized. The transcript has a single exon. The record is from RefSeq and is a predicted model, not a curated record. NCBI's taxonomy places the organism in Eukaryota, Fungi, Ascomycota, Eurotiomycetes, Chaetothyriales, Herpotrichiellaceae. Gene Ontology annotation, cellular component: dynactin complex. The coding region runs from base 162 to 1745 and encodes 527 amino acids. Gene Ontology annotation, biological process: microtubule-based movement.